Messenger RNA from Pararge aegeria (speckled wood butterfly), 5530 nucleotides. RefSeq lists its product as uncharacterized. Gene Ontology annotation, molecular function: glucosylceramidase activity. The record is from RefSeq and is a predicted model, not a curated record. Gene Ontology annotation, biological process: glucosylceramide catabolic process. The coding region runs from base 71 to 5503 and encodes 1810 amino acids. NCBI's taxonomy places the organism in Eukaryota, Metazoa, Arthropoda, Insecta, Lepidoptera, Nymphalidae. The transcript has 15 exons.
UAUUAUUGCCGUGUUUGGAUGCUGCUGAGUUCAUUUUGGUGAGCUUCCCCAUGGAAGCGUGAGUUACAUCAUGUGGAAGCGGCUUCUUGUGUUGGCGUUAUUAGUGCAACGGAAAUUGAUAGCAUCAGAACAAGUAAAUGGAGAAACGGAAAACAAAAGGACGUCAAGACAGUUGAACUUCGGCGAUUGUUGCCCGUGUCCAGGGCAAGCUACAUUUCAUGAUCUGGAAUCAGCGACCACUCGUCUAGAUGCAGCAUCAGUUGGCGACGACAGUUGUCCAUGCAGAUCCACAUCGGAUUCUGAAGGCGCCUCAUCUAUGUUCAGGCCCGUCUUCAGAGCGAUAGAUCCAUCUGUUAGCACAUUACCUAAAAAAGAAGAGCGAAAACCACUACUAAAUCCAGAAGUGGGCCUUGCGUCUUCAGUUUUGGAAACAUUGCGAGAAGUUACUGACCAAGAAUAUCAAGAAGCAUUGGAACGAGAUGCAGCAAGAAGUGCAUCAAAAAUAAUGGACCCAGAAAUUUCGGAAAUUGAACCAAGUAAUGUAGUCAACAUUAUUUUAAGCCCUAAGGAAGAAAAUAAUGAUGACAUAAUUUCUGAGGCCACAGAAAAUAAAGGGACUAGCUGUAUCCUCCCUCCUUUAAGUACAAAUACCAAUGAACAUUUACGACUACAGCCCCCAAUGAAAUUGCUAAAGCAACUUUUAACUCCACCGAAAAUUUCGAGUAAUGGUAUUUUGAAUAGAAAUCGUUUUGAUAUGGACGGCAGCGCCAGUAACACCCAAGAACGACUUUUGCAACCAUUGAAAAAUAAUAUUUUAGAUAACAUAAUGACACGAUCAAAUUUGUUAAAUUUAAGACCACUUUCAAACACGGAUAAUAGAGACUUCCUCACUUCGCCAAACAUCCUUCAAAAGUAUUAUAUGAAAAAUAAUAUAAAAGAUCGAAUGCUUUUGCGGAAUAGGCCAUUGUUAGAUGUCCAGCCCAAAGCUACAAACAAGCAUAAGGGGCUUUUUACAAAGAAUACUGUAGGCUAUGAAGAUUCAGUUAAUGAACCAGAUGAAACACCAGGUUUUAAUAGCGUGAAAAAAUUUGAAAUGCCCGAUGAAGACAACAUUUUGCAAAGCACUGCUUGUAUGGAAAUGGUUAAGGAAGCAAAUAUGUCUCUUAAAGAUAAUUUGACAGAUUUUGAUGCAGUUCCAAGUUCCUCAAAAACUAUUGAGGUUAAAAAUCCGAAUAUCAUAGAAACCCCAAAUAUUAUGGAACAAGAUACAGAGGCUGAUACAUUUAAUGAUAAAGUAUUGGACAAAGAUAUAAAUACUAGCAAUUUAAAUACUCUUCAAACUGUUACUGAAAUAAAUAGGUUCCCCGAGAAUAGUGAAGUAACAACAGAAGUAAUUGGUGAAGAUGCCAAGUUUGUAGAUAAACAAAAUAAUGAUUCAGAAAUUGAAAUCACUACAGAACAUUUAGACAAUUUGCAAGAUAUGGAUUCUGAACCGAGCAUCACUAGAAAUAUAGUUAGAAACUUCCAAGAUGCUGAAAAUAGAGAAUGUGCUUCUUCCACUAAAGGCAAAAGCAAUAAUGAAGAGAGUCCGGAAAAUCUUAUGUCUUCAUCUGCAGAAAAAGACAAGAACAAUUCGGAAAUAAAACCAUUGCCAAAUAUCAAAGCAAAUAUAUAUAGGACACUGGAAAAUUUUAAAAAAGCUAAUGAAAAAAUUCAAGAAAAAUUAAGAUCGAAUGUACAAAACGCGUUACAGUCACGUAUUCCAAGUGAUGAACCUCACAAAAUAUCGGUCAAUACAGAUACGCAGCCUCACAGUGAAAUACACGCUUCUUCUGGGGAACAAUCACGAGAACCUACAAAUAGUAUUACAACUACGAAAAAAAAUAUAACUACUCAAGAUUUGCAAAAAAUGUCAGAUUCAUUACUCAAAGUUGCUUUAAAAGAUGACUCUGAAUCUUCUACGAUAUCUUAUAACAAUGAAGAGUUAAAAGAAAAUCAAUCUGCAGAAAUCGUUGAGGAAGUAUCUGAUAAAAAUGAUAUGAUCACUUCACCGACUACUUUAAAUCUGAAAAAUGAUUCAAUCAAUUUAAAAAAUAUCGAUGGGAAAAUUAAUAAAAAUGUAGAAACAGUGGAAAAUAUAUGUGAUAACAAAAUCAUAGUAUCAAAGAAUUCUGAUUUCAGUAAAAUUAAUAACGAACAUAAUGAAAUGACUGCACAACCAAGUAAUUCAGUUUUUAAUAGUAUAUCUCGGUUAGAUUUGGAUCCUUCAAAAUUAGGACUUUUGCACGGAGACUCUACAGUUCAACUUCAAGAUAAAAUAGAACCUAUGGAAGGUAUUAAAGAUUUUUUUAAUAAUCUUAGAUCUUCAAAAACAGACGCCGUAACAAAUGACGCAGGUCGUUCAGUACUUCUUGCUAAUCAACCACGACUUGGGUAUAAGAAAGAUAUUAACGAUGACUCUUCAAAUGGUAUUUCUGGAGAUUAUAUGCCGAAAUUUAACUAUAAUUCUAACUUAAGUUCAUACAAAGCUAAGGUAGCAAGUCCAAAAUCUCUCGAUAUUAAAUCACUAGUUCCAACCCCUCCCUUAAAUUCGGACAAAGACGCAGAUAUAUUGGGUCUCGCAUCACAAAGGAUUCCUCAAACAUCUAAUUACAAAAAUCUAUUAAAAAAUAAUGUUGGAAGUGGUUUAAAUCCUCUAUUUAAACCAUUACAUAAUCCUAAGAUGCUUCAGGAUACAUUUUCCUCCAUAGUGCCAAGUCUUCCAGAACGAGUUCAGUCUCACUCAAACAAUAUUUUUAAAAGUUUUCGUGAUUCUGUAACUCUAGGUGAGAGAGAACCUUUAAGAAUAAACCAGAAUAAUUUGCUGGGUGAAUCCCUGAUAAAUCCCGAUAAUUUAUUCGGAGCAAUGUUGAAGACGCACGAGGAUUUUAACGACAGAUUACAAACUUUUCAUUCAGAUCUCAACAGGCGAAUUAGUUCAAUAUCUCCAAAAACGCCAUUUGAUAGUUCUCGAUUAUUAUGGCCUGAAAGCAGAUUAAAGAAUUCAAAAAAUGAAGCUGUAUUCUACGAUGUAUUAAAUAAAAAUAUUAGAACAUUGCCUGGUAAAACAAAAUCAUCUACUAUGAAAAAUACGAUACUCUUAAAGAAUACACCUAUAAUGGAAUCUAUUAAGAAGAAAACAGCUGAUGCAGCACUCAGAUCAAAUAAAAAUGCUAUGCUUAGACACAACGCUAAACCAAAAGUCAGUAUUUCACCUCAACAAACAAAUGUUGGUCUUAAAAAAGGACCAAUUGCCAUAAACACUCCUAAAAGUUAUCUAAAUACAAAAAAAACACCAAAACAUAAUAUAAAAAUUAAACCUCUAAAAGAAAAUAAAGUAACAAUAUCUUUUGCUACGACAACAAUUCAACCCAACACCUUAAAAUCCGGUUUUAAACCUUUACACCCAACAGAUUCUCUUAGGUCCAGAUCUACCGUUGGUUCGGUGAAGUUGCCCAAGUUUUCAAAAAGUUCAGAUAAGAAACCAACACUGAAAUCAAAAUUAGAAUUAAACGAUCCGGAGAUUUUAGCAAGUGACAUAAAAGAAUCUAAAGUAAAACUUCCUCGCAUUUCUGUCGAGGAAUCAGAAAGCGUACACAGUGGAAAUCAAAACAAUGAAAACAGACGUUUCGCUAGUAGACAAGAAGCAAAUAGAAGAAAAUCUUUGCUACUUUCGAAAUUAAAAAAUGCUUUUCCAACAGGAACGGCAACUAACGAUAUGAAAAGAAAUAAUAAUCUUCUAUUAUCUACACAUAACGAAAAUGGAUUAGAUGCAUCACAAUCAGCUUCUAAUACAGUUGAUACAAGUAUAUCUGCUGUUAGUUUAGCAGGUGAAACACCGAAAGAUAAUCAACAGUUUAAAUGCAAAAUGGUCUGUAUUAAAGAUUUUUUAGAAUCAAAAGAUACACAUGGCAUAAUCAUGAAGUUUACUGUGUUUGUUUUAUUUUUAUUUACGCAUACAAAUACACUUUUUGCGGAUAAACCGUGUGCUAUAAGGUCGAUAGCAAAUCAAUCAGUAGUGUGUGUAUGCAAUUCAACAUAUUGUGAUGAAGUGCUCAGAGACCAGCCUGCGCCUGGCACAUUCGUUGUUUACACUUCAUCUUCGGGUGGGCUACGUUUUAAAAAAAGUGUUGGCCAGUGGAGUUACGAUCAAACAUGCUGUAAAUUAACCCUAGAAUUAGAUCCAUCCAAAAAGUACCAGCGUAUUGAGGGAUUCGGUGGUGCUGUAACAGACUCUGCCGCAAUCAACUGGAAAAGUCUGCCGCCGGUGCUGCAGGAUUAUUUGGUCAAUUCUUACUUCAGCGAGAAUGGUCUGGAAUACAAUAUGGUGCGGACACCUAUCGGUGGUUGCGACUUCUCGACUCGCCCCUAUGCCUACAAUGAACUUCCUUUGGAUGAUGGAGGCCUUACUAAUUACACACUCUCACCGGAGGACAUAUUUUACAAAAUACCUAUGUUCAAAUCGAUCCUGAAAGUGGCAAAGACAACAGUUCACGUGAUUGCUACCACCUGGUCGCCGCCAGUUUGGAUGAAAUCCAACCACAAUUACAGCGGCUCCAGCCAGCUAAAACCUCAGUACUACCAAAGCUACGCUGAUUACCAUUUGAAAUUUAUAGAAAAGUACACAGCGGCAGGUGUUCCCAUUUGGGGGAUCACAACGACCAAUGAACCUAUUAAUGGAUUGUUAUCACUAGCAAAGUUCAAUUCACUUGGAUGGACUAUGCAAGAAAUGGGAAAAUGGAUUGAGCAUAAUCUAGGUCCUACAAUACGUAACUCGAAAUUUAAGAAUGUGAAAAUAAUAACUGGCGACGACCAGAGGAUAACAAUACCCUAUUGGUUCAAUGUAAUGCUCAUAUAUUCCCCUAAAGCGUUAGAAUAUAUAGACGGUAUAGGAGUGCAUUAUUAUACAGACAAGUUCAUUCCUCCCGCCAUAUUUGAAUCAGUGACUCUUACACAUCCAGACAAAUUCAUUCUUGCUACUGAAGCCUGCGAAGGUAGUUUUCCCUGGGAAAAAAGUAAAGUCCUUUUAGGAUCUUGGGCAAGAGCAAAAGCCUAUAUAAUAGAUAUAUUUCAGGACCUUAAUUAUAAUUUAGUGGGAUGGAUUGAUUGGAACUUGUGUUUAGAUAUGGAAGGAGGUCCCAACUGGGCGGGUAACUUCGUCGAUUCUCCUAUAAUUGUAGACAAAGAGCGUCAGGAGUUUCACAAACAGCCGAUGUUCUACGCUAUGGGUCAUUUCUCAAAAUUCAUACCUCGUAACUCCGUUAGGAUCAAAAUUACAGAAAAGCACUCUAUUCUCCCAUCGAGCUUACAUAAAAUCGCUUUUCUUACUCCCAAGAAUACUAUUGUCGUUAUUAUUUACAACGACGGCAAUGCCAAAAGUAUCAACAUACGAAAUAAAAAGCACAAGGCGACAUUACUUUUGGAAGCCCACUCUAUUACGACUGUAGAAUAUCCUCACACAUAAUUAAAUAAAUAAAACUAAUUAUCAAGC